UGGAAAGCAUAUUUGGAGAGGGGGAAGAGAAAGAAGAAGGGAGGGCUUAGUUUUUUUUUUUACACAUUUUAUAUAUAUAUGGCUCAUUUUCUGAGAUUUGUGAAGGAUUCUUAGUUUGGGUGGAUGAACUGCUGAGGCGCCUUCAGUCAAACUCAGAGACAAGGUUGAAGGCAAGUUAAACCGUACGAGCAGAGCAAGCACAGGAUCUUGGUUUGGUGCGAUGCUUUGAAGAACCGGUGCUUUACUGUGACAAGUUUGUCGAAGAGGGAAAUCAGAGAUCAGAGACAUGAUGAGGAUUUAUAUCUUGAUCUUCUUCUUGACUGUAUCAUGGAGCUCAACUAAAGGAACUAACUCAACCACCUCUGUGAUCUCAAAUACAACCACUCCAAAUGUGAAAGUUUAUGUUACCAAAAAAGCAGUUUUCAGUCUUGGGAGUAAUGUGGACCUGUACUGCAGUAAUAUGACAUGGACUGAGAUAAUGUUUGUUAUCUGGAACAUUGAACUGAAACACAAAACCUGUAGGAUCUCCUUCAGUGAUAAAGACCAAAGCAUUGACUCCUGCAACGAUGGAAAGUCUCUCCGAAACACUUCAGCUGGUCAGUCAUACCUGCACAUCCCAAACUUUUCAGCUGACGAGGUUGGGGAUUACAGGUGUGAAUCAGUUUACCAUGGAGGAAAUGAAUAUUAUACAUUUGAAGUGGCUGUCACAGCUCCUCCCAAAGUAUCUGCCUGGUUAGAGCGUAGGGACAACAAAAUGGUGGCGGUCUGCAGAGCUGAAAAAGGAAAUCCUGCUGCCAACAUCAGCUGGAGUCCUGCAGGAAAUGGUUCUGUGACACUGCAAGAUGAGCCAGAUGGAUUUGUAACAGUAGAGAGUUGGCUGGAGCUAUCUGGAGACAUGGAUCCAGAAAACCUGACAUGUGUUGUCCACCACCAGUUCUGGGCCAAGGAGAAGACUUUGGUACCAAAACUCAAAGAAGGUUUUCGGUUUUGGAUGCUCAUUUCUGUUAUUGGGGGGAUCAUUGUUCUUUUGGCAGUUUUCUCUGCCUUUGCAAUAAAGAAAGAUAUAUUUUCAAGACAAUGUCAACAGGCAGAGACACCGUCCAAAUCACCCCCGACAGAGGAUGUGGAGGAGGUGGAGCCUUAUGCUAGCUAUGUUCAACGAGUCAACUCAAUAUACAACUAAUCUGCAGAUAUGUUUGCAUAAAAUUCCUGUAGAUGCAACACGGUCGCACACUGAAAUGCACAUCUUUGGACUUUGUGAGAAAGCGAGGGCUGUGAAACUGAGAAAUGGUAAAAUAGUAAGAAGAAGAAGAAGAAGAAGUGAACAGAGUGAGAUCAAAGGUUUCCGGCAAGAGAGGGAAGCCUCUCGGUUGAAAGCCGUCCCAACAAGCAGCGCAGACUGAUGGAACAGGGGAUGUACCUGGGGUAACCCACAUGCUCCCAUUCACCAUAUAUGCUGCCCACUGCUCUCUGUGAGUAGGUAUCAUGGAGAACAUUAAUAAUUACUACAGAUGCAAUGAACCAAAGAGCUGGAAAGAAUGUCUCUGCAAGCCAGAUGGAGGAUUCAUUGACUACUAACAACUGUGGAUGUUGGCUGUAAAAUAUAUGUAAAAUAAUAUAAUUAUUUAUCAACUGAUAGGAGAUUUAAUAUUUUGGGAGAUUUACUGGGGGCAACCCAGUGAAAGCAGUGAACUUGUUCAUUUUUGAGACACAGUUGCCUUGUACAAUACUAUUUAAACUAUUAAUUACAUGUAAUAUACAUAAUUCUGUCUGUAAAUUUAUAUAUAUUGAACCAGCUAAUAUCUGUGUAGAAAUAGUUAACUGUGGCUCUAAAGACUGACUAAAGAUGUAAAGGAUGUAAAACACAAAGCCCAAACAUCUGUUAGUUGUUUUUUAUUUUGUACAGUAAGCUGUUUUUCAAUGUGGUUUGAUAUUUUAUUUGUCAAGAUGACUUUUACAUCCUUUAGAGAUACCUGCUGAUACUAAAGCUUUUUGUUCCAUUUGUCAGUCAUUUGUUGACAAGGACAAAAAGAGUUUUUAAUUAAAGGAGGGUUUGUGAAUUUUGUAGAGGUAUUAUUGGACUUUCACCAAUUACCUGAUUUCCUGCCACUUCAAAUGGCCUGCUGGAAUGUACUUUGUAGACGAAAUGAACUCUAGCCAAUAUACCAAAUCUUUCUUUAAACAUAUACAGUUGUUUUGCAGAGUAAUUAUCUAUUUCUAACUCUAACUUGUUAUUGUAGCGUUUGAAUGUAUGGAGCUAUGUGCAACUACACGUGACUCUCCUAUAAGAGACAAAUUAGAAGGUCAAUAAAGAUGAAUCAAUUUUCUUCCUUUA
This is a messenger RNA of Girardinichthys multiradiatus, 2335 nucleotides long. RefSeq names its product cell surface glycoprotein CD200 receptor 1-A-like. The coding region runs from base 287 to 1183 and encodes 298 amino acids. The transcript is spliced from 7 exons. Gene Ontology annotation, biological process: regulation of neuroinflammatory response. The record is from RefSeq and is a predicted model, not a curated record. NCBI's taxonomy places the organism in Eukaryota, Metazoa, Chordata, Actinopteri, Cyprinodontiformes, Goodeidae. Gene Ontology annotation, molecular function: signaling receptor activity.